ACAUCGCCCUCUGCCCUCUAAUGGAGAAGCGGCUCCGCACUUCUCUACAAUCCUCAGCCCAAGACUUCGUCUCCUCCGCCACUAAACUGUCUCUCAAAUCCGUAAAACCUACUAUCAAAACCCUAAUCCACUCCAUUCAUCCUAAUUCAGAUCUCUCUUCCUCUCUCCCCCUCUCUCUUCAUCACUCCAUUUCUCAGUUUAUCCAAUCCUUCCGGAACUUUCGUCGAAACCCAAGCCCCCCAAAUCCUAACCCUCCCAAGUCCCCUCGCUCCCCUCCCACCAAGCGCCUCCGGAGAUCUUCGCGCCAUUCCAAGACCCGGGUCGAGUCCCGUUCGCAUGGCCAUGGAUCCGAUUUCUGGAAUGAGAUGCAGAAGCUUCUCCAAGGCCUCGAAAUUCUCGCUCAUAUUGCGGUUUUAUGCAUCUCGCACCCGAAAAAGGCGUUCUUGGCUUCCGAUUUGUUUCCGGUCGCUUGCGCAUUGCAUGAUAACUUGAUACUUUUCGAAUCCGAGGAGGGCUCGGUUCUUCUAUCGGAAAUUGCGAGUUUGUGCGAGCUGUGGUGGAAGGAGAAUUUUCCGGGACGAGAGGCUUUGAUUUCUCAAUCUCUUCCUUUCUUGCUGUCCAAGUCACUGACUUUGAAGAGGAAAGUGGACGUGCAUAGAGUGUAUGCACUCCGGGAGGCAUUUACCUUGUUCGAUUUCGAGGACGGGAGCAUCGAAGACCUGAAGCUCCUGUUGGUCCGGUGUGUGAUAGCGCCGUUGUAUUUGAAAACUGAUGAUGGGCGGCGCUUCGUGGCGUUUACGUUCGGGCUGAGCAAUCAGCUAUUGAAGGAAGUGCUGGCGAUGAUUCGGUCUCAGAUCCCAUUUGGGCGGAAAUCUAUGUUGGAGGCAUACGGGGAAAUAUUGUUUCGGGCUUGGAAGGCCGCAGAACCCGAUCUCAAGGAUGAGAUUGAGAAUGGAUUUUUGCAGGGUUUAAUUGAGGGAGCUAUACAUGGGAGUUCAGGAGAGCUUACAGCCUCUAUUAGGAGGGUUUUGGGUGGCUUUAUCAGCCAGCGGACCACGGAGGGGGUUGAGAAACUUCUUUUCCGGCUCGCUGAGCCCGUGAUAUUUCGAUCUUUACAAGUCGCAAAUUCUAAUGUUCGGCAAAAUGCAUUGCAUUUGCUUCUAGACAUGUUUCCUCUUGAAGAUCCUGAUUCCACGAAAGAGGUGAAAGAUACAUUACUUUACAAACAAUUCUUUUUGUUGGAGAGAUUACUGAUGGAUGAUUGUCCAGAUGUAAGAGUAGUUGCAGUGGAAGGUUCUUGCCGCAUCCUUCACUUAUAUUGGGAAAUUAUCCCUUCAGCAUCCAUUACGAAGAUAAUUACCAAGAUUUUUGAUGACACGUCACAUGAUAUAUGCAAUGAAGUUAGGCUUUCCACAUUGAAUGGUAUCAUAUACUUGCUCGACAAUCCCCAAUCUCAUGAAAUUCUUAGAGUGCUGCUACCAAGAUUGGGGCAUCUGAUGCUGGAUAAUGUCAUUUCGGUACGAGUUUCUGUAGCAGAUCUCCUCCUCCUUUUAAGGGACAUGCGAAAUUUCCAGUUUAAUAAGGUGGUAAGCUUGGAUGUCUUAUUAUCUACACUAGUGAAUGAUCAACCUCCUGUUGCUCAGAAAAUCACAAAACUACUUAUGCCAUCAUACUUCCCCUCAAAAGUACCUGUUGGCGAAGCAUGCACUCGCUGUGUUACACUAAUUAAGAGGUCUCCUAUGGCUGGAGCAAGGUUUUGUGAAUAUUUUGUAUCAGUAGGGGCAUCCCUCAAGUCUCUGAUGGAACUCAUUAGAGUGUUCAUUAGUUUGGUUUUGUCACCUGACAAGCUAAAUGCUGAUCAGAUUGAGGGUUUACUUGUUGCUGCUGUCUACCUUUGCAACAGCCUAGCAACAGAGCCAUGUUACAAAAAUGCCCUUAAGGAGCUACUUGCUGGUGAAAAAGUGAAGUUCUUGUUUGCUGCUGCAUCUACUGCACGUGCUCAAUCUUCUGUACUCAACAUUGUUUCCACCAUUUCUCCAAAUGAUGCUGUUGGGCUUUUCGAGGAAUGUACGGACCUUGUUACUAAUUGUAGUGGUAUAUCAGACAAUGUGGAAAGGCAAGCUGAAGUGAGGUCUGCCCACAGAUUGUUCCUUUCUUGUGAUGGAUUUGAUGACAUGUUUGAUGCUCUAACACUAUGCUUGCAGAAAGCUGCCUAUCGUUGCCAUAUAAAAUUUGGAACUGAAGCACCAAAGAACUGUGUUUCCUCUGCAAAAAGGAAGAAAUCUAAGUGCUUUGGCAAAAUUUCAGCCAAAUGGAAAAAUGUCAAUGGAAAACAACAGUUGAAUUUUGAGGAGGAUUAUUCUAUUGCCGUAGGAAUAGCCUGGCAAAUCAGGGACUUGCUAAUAUCUGAGGACUCUCGGAAGGCUAUAUUGGGGGCUCAAAUGCUUGAAACGUUAUUUUUUGCUUUAAAAAUCAUCUCUGAAGUCAGCAUUGUGCAGUGCAUGCUUUGUGAAUACAUGGACGCAUCUCCCAUUUUGGCAUAUACAGCCCUUGCACUACAUAUGACUCUUCAAAAUGUUAACAUACAUAGUACAAAACUUCGAGGUACUAAGAAGAACAAUAGCACCGAUUCCUUGAGAUCAUUUCAGGAGCCAACUGUGUUAGAACAUGCAGUGGAUCACGUGCUUAACUGUGUAGAGAAGCUACUUGGAGCACUUGACUCUGGAAAGCACGGCAAAACUCCCUUAGAAUUUGAGCAGGCUACCGAUAAGGCAGCCAGUCGUGGACUGCAACACAGAGAACCUCAAACAGAUGGCUCCAGUCCAAGUGCUAGCGAAUCUGUUAAAACCGAACAAAAAAGACUAUCAAUUACAGUGAAGAUGCUCACUGCAAUUCUCAAGUUCAUGGUUGACAUCACUUCUAUGGGUCUUCUUUGUCACUAUUAUGUACAGUUCUUAAAGUUCACGUCAAGAUAUGUACAAUACAUCAUAUCCACUUUAAGGCGACAGUCUCAUGACCAACUUCAGUUCAAAGAGGAGGAUUUGAAAAAUAUAAUUCUGUGUCUGAAGAGCUCCUUCACCUAUGCGGCCAAGCUAGUUAAUCUAGUCCACAGAGAUAUCAGCAAAACUUCGCCACUUCCUCCAGAAGCUUUUGAACUUGCUAAUGAUUUGCUUGAUUUAAUCUCCUCCAUUGAACUAUACCAGGGCUCUGGUAAUGCAGCACGUAUUGUUGCAGCUGCGAAGCCUUGGCUGCCUGAUUUGAUCCUGGCAUUAGGAUCAGGGGACAUACUGAAAAAGACUCGAGGAGAAGGGACACAUUUUCAUGCAUCCGAUCGCAUUAAACUUCGUUUUCCAUCCUGGCCCUUGAUUUUAGCAAAGAUUGAGCUCAGUGAACUAAAUGAAGUUAGCCCAGAAAAGGACGACGACCAAGUUCCGGAUACUGAUGAGUUCCCAGUGUCCAAGAAACUUCUGGGAAUGUUUGUUACUUUGUUAAAAGGAAAUCCUAACAUACUGGAUUCAGUUGGGGUGAUAUUGCUAACAGGCUCAUUAGUUGGGCUCGAGAGGAAGGACUUCGGAUUAGUAUUGGGACUUUUACACUUUGUAUGUACGAAGUUGUUUAGGCCGGAUGAUAGAGAGUGGGGUGAUAUUAUGUUGGCCUCUCUUCAAGACAUAUACCCUCAAAUAGAGAGAGAAAUAGAACAACAAAAUGAUGAAGAUGGAAGGCAGAAAUUACGUAGUUCAAAGGAGUUGCUUGAACCUGUUUGGAUGUACAACAUGUAUGAAACAGGGAAGGUUUCUAUGAUGGAAGAAUAGACAGUUUUUUAGUACUUUUCUUUUUCUGUUGCAAAUUUGAACCAUCGAGGAUAAUAUAAGCACUGUUGUAAAAAAAGAAAAAGAAAAAAGAAAAAUAACAAUGCAGGAUUUUGUACUUGUAGUUGGUGAAUGUGAA
Juglans regia (Persian walnut) is the source of this 3948-nucleotide messenger RNA. RefSeq lists its product as uncharacterized. Lineage: Eukaryota; Viridiplantae; Streptophyta; Magnoliopsida; Fagales; Juglandaceae. Gene Ontology annotation, cellular component: condensin complex; nucleus. Gene Ontology annotation, biological process: mitotic sister chromatid segregation. The record is from RefSeq and is a predicted model, not a curated record. The coding region runs from base 21 to 3812 and encodes 1263 amino acids. The transcript has 5 exons.